Molecule: messenger RNA, 3217 nt
Organism: Coregonus clupeaformis (lake whitefish)
Lineage: Eukaryota; Metazoa; Chordata; Actinopteri; Salmoniformes; Salmonidae
Product: ubiquitin carboxyl-terminal hydrolase 22-like
Exons: 13
Coding region: 358-1878 (506 amino acids)
Biological process (GO): protein deubiquitination
Molecular function (GO): zinc ion binding; cysteine-type deubiquitinase activity
Source: RefSeq, a predicted model, not a curated record
GCAACGCUCGCGGUGUUCUGUUGAAAUUCCUUUGCCGAACAUUAGCUAGCUAAAAUAACUGGAACUAAAGCUAUAGCUACUGAAGUGUGGACAACGACAAAUACGACCCAAAUGUGGAUUUAAUUGCAGAAAAAUGUCAAAAAUCUGGAAUGGGAUUACUCAAGGAUUGCAUUGAUGUGUACUGCAUUUACCUCCGAUUUAGCUGUGGCUACCUCUCAAGCUAGCCAAAUCGGAACAAUCGGUGGAUAGCUUGCUAACUAACGUUAAACGUAACUAGAUAGCUAAUUCUUUAACGUCAGGACAAGGACGGAGCACGUUUCAUUGCUAAAAAUACGCAAAACGAAUGUUGUUACUGUCAUGAGUCCAGCCGGGUGCCCCCAUGUGAACGGGUUCAAAGUGGAUAACUGGAAACAGAAUCUACGGGUCAUUUACCAAUGCUUUGUGUGGAGUGGGUCUGCCGAAACCAGGAAACGCAAGGCCAAGUCGUGUGUCUGUCACAUGUGCGGCGCCCACCUGAACCGGCUCCACUCCUGCCUGUCCUGUGUCUUCUUUGGCUGCUUCACCAAGAAACACAUCCACGAGCACGCCAAAAACAAACGACACAACCUAGCUAUAGAUCUAUUGUAUGGAGGGAUAUACUGCUUUGUGUGCCAAGACUACAUAUACGACAAAGAUAUGGAACAGAUUGCCAAAGAGGAACAAAGGAAAGCGUGGAAAUUGCAAGGUGUAGGGGAGAAGUAUUCGACGUGGGAGCCCACCAAGCGAGAGCUGGAGCUGCUGCGGCACAAUCCAAAGCGUCGGAAAAUGACGACAAACUGCACCAUCGGUCUUCGAGGUCUGAUCAAUCUGGGCAACACGUGUUUUAUGAACUGUAUCGUCCAGGCCCUCACCCACACACCCCUGCUGCGGGACUUCUUCCUGUCCGACAGACACAAGUGUGAAAUGCAGUCCAACUCCUGUCUGGUGUGUGAGAUGUCCCAGCUCUUUCAAGAGUUCUACUCGGGCCACCGUUCGCCCCACAUUCCCUUCCGACUGCUGCACCUGGUGUGGACUCACGCGCGCCACCUAGCAGGCUACGAGCAGCAGGAUGCCCACGAGUUCCUCAUCGCUGCCCUGGACGUGUUGCACCGCCACUGCAAAGGAGAUGAUAACGGGAAGAAGGCCAACAACCCCAAUAACUGCAACUGCAUCAUCGACCAAAUCUUCACUGGGGGCCUGCAGUCUGACGUCACCUGUCAAGUCUGCCAUGGUGUUUCCACGACGAUAGACCCAUUCUGGGACAUCAGUCUGGACCUGCCGGGGUCGUCCACGCCCUUCUGGCCCCUCAGCCCCGGGGGGGACGGCAGCACACUCAACGGAGAGAGCCACCUCUCAGGGGCCACCACACUCACAGACUGUCUACGCAGGUUUACCCGACCAGAGCACUUAGGGAGCGGCGCCAAGAUCAAGUGUAGCGGUUGCCAUAGUUACCAGGAGUCCACCAAACAGCUGACCAUGAAGAAGCUCCCCAUUGUGGCGUGUUUCCACCUCAAACGGUUUGAACACUCUGCGAAGUUGCGGAGGAAGAUCAUUACGUACGUCUCGUUCCCCUUGGAGCUGGAUAUGACUCCCUUCAUGGCCUCCAGUAAAGAGAACAGGAUGAACGGACAGUACCAGCAGUCAGUAGACGUUUUCAACGACAAUAAGUAUUCUCUGUUUGCGGUGGUCAACCACCAGGGUACUCUGGAGAGUGGUCACUACACCACGUUCAUCCGGCAGCACAAGGACCAGUGGUUCAAGUGUGACGAUGCCGUCAUCACCAAGGCCAGCAUCAAGGACGUGCUGGACAGUGAAGGGUACCUUUUGUUCUACCAUAAACAGUUUCUGGAGUACGAAUAGCCUCCUUCCUUCAGCACUGAUGUCAUCAGCCCCCAAGAGUUGUGCAACAAAAGAUGGCAACGUAACACAAGCCUACCUGAAACUCUACAUCAGUGAAGAUUGAAGCUGUGGGAAUGGAGGCAAAGGAAAAUGAACCACGCAUCUUUUCUAACUAAAGGACACUCCAAAACCAAUCUGCAUGGAAGCUACUACGUAGGAUCUACUUAAUAGGACUGAAAGGAGGAAGAGGAGGGGGGGGGGGAGAGUGGAGCCUUUGUUGGAAGAUGAGGUGCUUCGCUCUCUCCUCUUCUAUUGUUUUGGGCAGAUGGAGGAACAGGCCGACAGUGGCCACAUCUGAUAAAAACGGUCAACUUCACAUUGUCAUUUUAGAAUUUUUCUGAAAUCCAUAAUUCCACCCCCGAACUCACACCCAUCUCCAAGUGACCAAACAUUUGAAAGGAGGGAAGACAUUUGGUUGUGUAAUUUCUUUAUAUGCAUUAUUAUUGCCCUGAAUGCAAAACAAGCUGACAAAUUAUAUUAAGAACAUUUCAAAGACAAGAAGAUAUGACUAUAAUCAUUGUUUGAACUUUUUAGUUUGUAAAAUACUGUAUGAUUAAUCUUGCGCACAUUUUUUUUUACUGAGGAAAAGAUGGAGGUAGAAAAAGGGAGGUUGUUGUUCUGUGAAAAGUCUACCCCCCCCUCUUUUUUCUUCUUCUUUGAGGGCAGGGAAUAUAUAGAAGUAUAUUUUUACAAGUCAUUUGAAUCCUUAUUCACGGUUUCCCAUGUUCCCCCCUCCCUCGAACCCCUGUCCUUGUUAUGUUGUGCAGUCAAUCAUGUAUUUUUCAAAAAUAGAAAAAAUGUAUGCUUCUUAUGAGACUGCUGUUGUGGAGCCUUUUUCACGUUUGUUGGUUGGUUUGUUUGUUUCUUGUGAUGAUGGGAUAAUGAUUGUGUUGCUGACAUGGUUGUGAAGAUGUUUCAGGUGAUGCGUUGUUGUGAAUAAGAAAAAGACGAGCACUCUUCUGACAUGGUGUGUAUCCUGCCGGCGGCCGCGGCUUGAUCCAACAGUGUUAAACUUUGGCCACAUGUUGCUCUAAUUGUGUGUGCGUACGCACAUGUGUUGUGCCCAUGUUUGUGUACUGAAUCAGUACUUUUUUUCACAUGUUAAUUAUGUAUGUUCAAGUAUGUAUGUACAGUACGUAUGUUAAAAAAAAAAAAAAAGUAUAAACUGAGUUCCUUUAUCCAUGUUGCUGGAAAUAGCCAAGCGUCGUCAUGCUAGUCAAAUACAUCCCCAACACUUUAUCUGCUGCAAGAACUGGACACAAUGAUGGUGAGAUACACAUAAUAAAAAUCUAUAUCUAUA